Manduca sexta (tobacco hornworm) is the source of this 2294-nucleotide messenger RNA. It is a transcript of the gene Lamp1, whose product is annotated as lysosome-associated membrane glycoprotein 1. The transcript is spliced from 6 exons. Bases 173 to 1216 code for a protein of 347 amino acids. Gene Ontology annotation, cellular component: membrane. Lineage: Eukaryota; Metazoa; Arthropoda; Insecta; Lepidoptera; Sphingidae. The record is from RefSeq and is a predicted model, not a curated record.
GUCUGACAACACCACUCAGCUGGUCGUAACUGACAUUUUCUAGUCAUCCGUUCAUUCCGUCAUUCGUGGACAUUUCUUUGCAACCUGAGUAUCUCUGAGUGUAUAGUUUGUUUGCCACUUUGUGUUUGUUCGCGUACCGUAAGCAAUUUUAUCCAAAUCGCAGUAUUAUAAAAUGUCUCGUUUAAGGUUUUAUUUGUUGUUUGCCGUGCUAUACAGCUGUUGGAACAUCGGUCACAGCGAUGUCGUCGAACCACCUCCGAAGCCAGUCGUUAUAGACCUGCAGAAAUCGCCAUUACCGUCAGCCCUCGUUAGCUCUGUAGUACCAGCUUCAGAAGACGUCGAAAAGAAGACGACAGAGGUCCCGACGACGCACGAACCAGAGCCGACCACAGACGCCCCGUCACCAUCACCAAAACCAACAACUACCACCACAACCACGCCUCCCCCAACUACGACAACCGAGAAAACGACACCCGCGCCGCCAACCCCCACUCCGGUCCCGCCGACUCCCGCUCCGGUCCCGCCGACUCCCGCGCCAGGGCCCCUCCCUGCGCCGGAGCAGGGAAACUGGACGUACAGUGAUGAGAAGACCAAUGUGACGUGUAUCAUGGUCCAGUUCGCCGCUCAGCUCAACGUCACUUACACCAAAGUAGUGGAGAGUGCCACAUCCCUCGCGAAUGUGCUGCUGAACGUGCCGAAGAACGCGACUGUGUUGAACGGCAGCUGCGCAGACGCAGACCAGUGGCUAACGCUCAACUGGACCGUGCACGGCACCAACAUCACGAACAACAUGACCGUCGUUUUCCACAGGAACGACACCAACAAGAACUAUGGGCUCAAGAACUUGACUAUUUCGUUGAGCCCGGAGCUGUUUGUUAAUGCUUCAUCCAAAGACCCCCUGGAGUUGUACCACGGCGCGGAGUGGCAGACUCCCCUGGCGACCUCGUACCGCUGCACCCCGCCCACGCGCAUGAACCUCACGUCGGAGACCACGUCCACGGUGGGCGCGCUCACGCUCAUGCGCCUGCAGGAGGAGGCCUUCCGCUCCGUGCCUGGCGGUGGAUUUAGCGCCGCGCGCGAGUGCAGCGGCGGCGACGUGCCGGACGGCGUGCCCAUCGCGGUGGGGUGCGCGCUGGGCGGGCUGGUGGUGGUGGUGCUGGUGGCCUACCUCGUGGCGCGCCGCCGCUCCGCCGCGCGCGGCUACCUCUCCAUGUAGACUGCACGCCACAGAUGCAGCAGUCAGAGAGCGAAGGUAUAUGAUAGAUAAAAUAUUAACUAUUAUAUAGAAUCAUAACAAUUUCUUCGUCGCAUCUCACAUACAUACGUGCGCAUCUUUCAUUUUAAUUAGUCUUCUGUCAGUUUUCAUUUUAAUCAACAGAUGGCGUUGUUAAACAAUUUGUGGAAGCUAAUAUAAUUUCAAACAAUAUAUUAUAAAUAUCUGUCUAAGCGGCUGGGUCGCUAGAGCACUGUUUUAAAUAAAAUUUGAUGAAUAAAUUGAAAAAGAAAAAUGCUUUUUAAAUGUGUAAAUUCCUCCGAUGUCAACGCCAUCUAGAUUUCUGUAACAAUAAUAGUGUAUAAAGUAAUCAGUUUUGCAGUAAAUAAUCCUAAUUAAUUUUACGUUAGGCUCGUGACGUCAGUAGUGUGUAAAAAUUGCUCAAGUUCAGAAUAUUGUAACAUGACGCGUGAAGGUCUGCAGAUUGUAUAAACGUAUCUAAUUAUGGACUAUUCUUGUGUUUCGUUUAGUGUCGUCGGUGAGAAUCGUGUGUGAUAGUCUUAAAAUAUAUUUUUCGCUAUAAAAUGAGGAAACUACUUAAAUUUUAAUUUGAUCCAAUUGAAUAACGCACGGUUCUCGCCAUGUGAUUGGCAGUUACUAAAACCAUGUUAGACGUCCUUUCUUCUCGUCUAGAUAAUGUAAUUUCAGCCAUAAUAGUAACGAUGUAAGGGAAUAUAUAACAUAUAUAUAGAAUAUAAUCUCACACUACAAAACACUAGAGUGGAGACAGAAUGUGAUGUUUUAGUUAAGAGGUAGGUAAUUACAGCUUGAAAUAUAAUUUGAUUUUUAUAUAUUUUUUUUUAUUGUGAUUAAUUUUGUCCAAAGAUUUUAACAUCUGUUAUACGCUGUAUAACACGCUGGUAUCAAUUCAUAUAGUAUUAAAUUGUCCAUUAUAUAAUAUAUAAAUGUCGCAGUAGACAUAGUAAAAUAAAAUAAACCGUGCAGUGUCUGAAUUGUUUAUUUUUCCGUUAAAUUGUUGUACGAACCUGAAUCAAAUAAAUACAUCUAGAUUUUUACACGA